CUGGAGCAGGUCUGUAGGUAAUAUUGUGCAAAAGUGGGAUUAACAAUCAGCCAGACAUCAGAAGUUGGUAAGAGGCCCAAACAUGGACCGUGUGGGAAAGAUCGUGUUUUAUGAAGACAGAAACUUCGAAGGUCAAUAUUAUGAGUGCACCAGCGACUGUCCCGAGCUCAACAUCCACUUCAGCCACUGCAACUCUGUUCGUGUGGAGAGCGGCGCCUGGGUUCUGUACGAGAGGCCCAACUACCUGGGCUACCAGUACAUCCUGACCAGGGGGGAGUACCCCGAUUACCAGCGCUGGAUGGGUUACAAUGACAGCAUCAGGUCCUGCCGGAUCGUACGAAAUGUCUCUAGUGUGUUCAGGGUUCGUGUCUACGAGCGUCCUAACUUCAGUGGUCAGAUGUUGGAGUGCGCUGAAGAUUUGAGCAACCUGCCUGAACGCUGGCAGCACCGCGAGGUUCACUCUGCCAAGGUGCAGGACGGUGCAUGUGUCUUCUAUGAGCUUCCUGACUACCGCGGACGCCAGUACCUGCUGGAGAGAGGAGAGUACCGCCGCUUCAACGAGUGGGCCGGCAUGAACCCCAAAGUGGGCUCCUUCCGUCGCGUCCACAACUUUUAGCCUGUUUCUCUUUUAGUUCAUGUUUUACAUCACUGUUCUUUGGAAAUCUAAUAAAAAACAUAUCUCAGUA
Molecule: messenger RNA, 686 nt
Organism: Sebastes umbrosus (honeycomb rockfish)
Lineage: Eukaryota; Metazoa; Chordata; Actinopteri; Perciformes; Sebastidae
Product: gamma-crystallin M2-like
Exons: 3
Coding region: 83-616 (177 amino acids)
Biological process (GO): lens development in camera-type eye; visual perception
Molecular function (GO): structural constituent of eye lens
Source: RefSeq, a predicted model, not a curated record